CCUGUCCCCUGUCCCAGCCUGACUGGCGGCAGAGUCCCCGCUGGGUGGUGCCAGUAGUCGGGACUCCAGUGCGAACAGCAGGAAGUGUCUCACAGCUGGAGACAUGGACUCCGUUCUGUUGCUCCUUCUAGCGCUCUUCUCCUACCGGACCGGAGGGAACCGAUUGUUCCGCGGAAGCUCUCCGGUCGGACUGGAUCUGGACCUGGAAGUGGACGCGGACCUGUCGGCGGUGUUUCGCCGGGUGGAUCCCCGCUUUCUGUCCGUCACCAUCGACGCCAGCUUGGCUUCAAAUGAGAAGUUCAUGCUGCUGUUGAGGUCUCAGAGGAUCCGAACUCUGGCCAAAGCUCUGAGUCCAGCCUUUUUAAGGUUCGGGGGAACCAAACAGGACUUCAUGGUGUUCAGGCCUAGGAGGAGCCAGCGGCUGAAUGCAGAUGAGCCUUGCAGCAGUACUGGACUCCCUUGGUGGCUGGAGCAGAGGCUGAAAGAGGACUGGACUCAGCAGAAGCUCAUCCUGCUCAAGGAGGAGCAGCAGAACCAGCACAACAGAGUCCACUUCACAGAGCUCACCGUGGACCUGCUGCACUCGUUCAGCAGCUGCUCGGGCCUGGAUCUGAUCUUUGGCCUGAACGCGCUGCUCAGGACCGCGGACAACAGCUGGAACAGCAGCAACGCCCGCUCUCUGCUCCAGUACUGCGAGUCCAAACGAUACAACAUGUCGUGGGAGCUGGGGAACGAGCCAAACAGUUACGAGAAGAAGGCCGGGAUCCGCGUGGAUGGAUAUCAGCUCGGAGUGGAUUUCACCCUUCUCAGAAAGAUGAUGGCAGAGUCCAAACUGUACCGGGACGCCGGGCUGUACGGCCCAGAUGUGGGUCAGCCGCGGGACCACAGGGCAGACUUACUAAAGAGCUUCCUGCAGAGCGGAGCCGAGGCCGUCGACGCCUGCACCUGGCACCACUACUACGUCAACAGCAGAAACACGUCAUUACACGACUUUCUAGAUCCUGAAGUUCUGGACUCCCUGGCUUUAAAGAUCCAAGAAGUCCUGAAGAGAGUGAAGCAGGAAGCUCCUGGGAAGCCCGUGUGGCUCGGAGAGACGAGCUCAGCCUACGGCGGGGGAGCGGCGGGACUGUCUGACGCCUUCGUCUCGGGAUUUAUGUGGCUGGAUAAGUUAGGCCUGGGAGCCAAACUGGGCCUGGAUGUGGUGAUGAGGCAGGAGUUGUUCGGCUCCGGGCAUUACCAGCUGAUCGACGAUGACCUGGAUCCUCUCCCGGAUUACUGGCUGUCGCUUCUCUACAAGAGACUCGUUGGACCAGAGGUCCUGAAACUUUGGGCCGUCUCGGACUCUGGCAGGAGCAAAAGAGUGAGGCUGUAUCUGCACUGCGCCAACAGGAGGAGCUACGCCAGCGGAGCCGUGGUGCUGAUAACGAUGAACUUGAGCAGGAAGCCAGCCAGGAUCUCACUUCCUGUCCUGCUCUCCGGCAGCACAGUGGACGCGUUUGUCCUCCAGUCCAGCCUGCCGGGGAAGGAGGGACUGCAGUCCAGGUCUGUGCAGCUGAACGGAGUGCUGUUGAAGAUGGUGGAUGAUAAAACUCUCCCCGAACUCAGCGGAGCUCGGUCACCUCCAGCUGAACACGUGCUGCUCCCUGCCUUCUCCCUGGGGUUCUUUGUGUUCUCGGAGGCCCGGGCGCCGGCCUGCCGCUGAGCCCAGCACAAAGCCUGAACAUUCUGGGACUGCAAGAGGACAGACUUAGGACAGACUUUGUCUCAUGAAGGAGCUGCUGAAGGGUCCUGUUAUUAGAACCUACUGUGUUGACUAUGCAUAGUUUUUAAUCAGUUUCUCAGCUCAGAUAACUACAUGUAACCUCAUGGGGUCCCAUCCUACGAUGAUCUCACAGUUGCACUACUUGUCAGGAUGUCUCAGGGUCAGCUGAGCCUUUUAAACUCAGUUUGUGAUAUCUUACUGCUGUAGCUGAGUGUUGUUUCACAUUAUUCCACCCCGAAUAAAGAACAUUCUGGUCACAUUU
This is a messenger RNA of Fundulus heteroclitus (mummichog), 2024 nucleotides long. It is a transcript of the gene hpse, whose product is annotated as heparanase. Gene Ontology annotation, molecular function: hydrolase activity, acting on glycosyl bonds. NCBI's taxonomy places the organism in Eukaryota, Metazoa, Chordata, Actinopteri, Cyprinodontiformes, Fundulidae. The coding region runs from base 104 to 1702 and encodes 532 amino acids. Gene Ontology annotation, cellular component: extracellular matrix; membrane. The transcript has 13 exons. The record is from RefSeq and is a predicted model, not a curated record.